GAAAACACUGAAAAACACUCAGACGAUUAAGAUGGUUUCUCUGGUUCCUGGUGCAAAUAUGUAGAAACAAGACAAAACUAACCUACAAUUAACGAUUGAGAACAAUAUAAGAGCAAAUUAACUCAAUAAAUUAUUAAUAUUGAUGGAAAGUUACAGUUCCACUGGCAAAUUAUUUAAAACACAUUUUUCCCAUUUUACAAGUGAAAUAAUAAACAAACUCCUGUAUGUUGUUUAGAUUUUUGAAGAAAUUUCUAAAAGAGAAGUUUUUUAGGAUUAAUCUCAAAAUUUCUUAGUCUUUCGUUGGACAUGUACUCCUGUGUUGGCGCCCCCUGGUGGUCAGAGUCAAACUGAAGCUUUGUCUGAAUUUACCUGUCUGGACUCCAGUUCCCAGCUUCUGAUUGGUCGGCGCUGCUGGCUGCUGAUUGGCUGUCAGGCAGCAGGUGGGAAACGGCAGCCAUGUAAUGUAACACCUUCAUUCAUCAUUGAUGAGCAGCAGCUCCUGAUGAAGGAAGGUCCAGUUUUGGUUCUGGUCUGAUCCAGCCUCUGUUGUUCCGUCUCUCCAGAAGAAAACGGAUCCAGCUCCUGUUCUGGUAAGUGGAUCAAAACCGACCCAGCAGGUUCUGGUUCUGCAGAGUGAGUCCCGGAGUUUGACUCUCUGUGGAGGAUCUAAGGAAUCCACCGGAUCUCCAUGGACCCGAGCCGCACAGAACCCAUGACUGAGGCCCGUCUAUCCGUCUACAGAACCGCCAUGAAGGUCCGGUCUCUGCAGAGGUCUUGCCACAUGGACGCCGUCUUCAUUCAGCACAUCGCAGCAGCCUUCCAGCUGGUGGGCGGGGCUAACCCCAGACGUGACACCAUGUUGAACAGGGAAAGCGUGGCCGCGGUUCUCAACAGGAUGUUUAAUUGCGCGUACCAGGAAGUGACUGCGGCGGCGUCAGAGGAGACCAGCAGUCUGCUGUUCAGGCUGUUUGACCGAGAGGAGACCAGUCAGGUGUCGGCCCGGUCUCUGCAGACCGCUCUGGUCGCUCUGUCUGCAGACAGCGUGCUGGCCAAAUACAGGAGUCUGGUUCGUCUGUCAGGAGACAGCUCCGGAUCCAUCACCAGGUCUGGACUCAGCUCUCUGCUGCAGGACCUCAGCAAGAUUCCUGCGGCGGUCCAGGAGCAGGAAGUGUUCGGCAACGUGGAGACAGCGGUCACUUCCUGUUUUAACCAGGGCGGGGCUCCAGCUGUCAACCAAUCACAUCUCCUCUCGUGGCUGAAGAGUGAGCCCCGGCUGUUGCUAUGGUUACCAACUCUCUACAGACUGUCUGCCAGUCAGAAGGUGAGCCACGCCGUCCGCUGCCACACCUGUAAGGCCUUCCCCAUCAUCGGACUCAGGUAUCGCUGCAGGAAGUGUGUGAACGUCCAGGUGUGUCAGGACUGCUUCCUGAACGGCCGGCAGACCAGGAAGCACAAAACACACCACCCAGUGGUCGAGUUCUGCACUCAGCCCACCUGGAGAGAGUCUCUGUCCUCUUUGGUGCAUAAUGCUCGGCACGCCCUGUUGCCACGGCGAAACACUCACAGAGAAACUGAUAGGACGAGUGUCUUGACGUGGGCGGAGCCAGCAGAGACCCAGAACAGAGCUCCGCCCACCUCUAAUGCUGCGACGCUAUUGGCCUCCUCGACGCACUCUUCCUCUACUGAUGAAGAGGAGGCCCGGGACGCCGCGGUGCAGGUAUCUCCUCCUCUGUCUUCGUCCAAGUCUCUGCAGACAGACAAGGCUCCGCCCCCCCAGCAGGGGGCAACGCUGCUGACUGAAGUCAGGAACCUGCAGAGAGACAAGUGGCUGCUGGAGCAGCAGGUGGGGGCAUGGCGCCUCACCGUCCAAUCAGAGCAGGGCAUCUUGGAGGACCGCUGCUCUGAGAUGGAGGUCACCAUGGCAACGAUGAGGCAGCACAAUGAAAGGCUGCAGGAUAUGCUCAACCAGGCCCUGAGAAAGAUGGAGGCUCAACAACACGCCAACAACACGGAUGACACUGAGGGAGGAACCGCCACGCUGAUCUCUGACCCUCCAACCGACGACGAGGAAGAGGACGAGAUGAUGAAGGACGGGGAUGAAUGGAGCCUGAAGGAGUCUCAAACUCCAUCUCCCACAAUUCCACUCAAAUCCACUCUGUCACAUGAUGAACAUGAGGAGGAAACGCUAAAGGACAAUCAGCCAAUAGGACGACAGGAAACACCAGAGGACUGUCAGCCAAUAGGACAACAGGAAGCUUUAAAGGACCAUCAGCCAAUAGGACGACAGGAAACACCAGAGGACUGUCAGCCAAUAGGACGACAGGAAACACCAGAGGACGGUCAGCCAAUAGGACAACAGGAAGCUUUAAAGGACCAUCAGCCAAUAGGACGACAGGAAACACCAGAGGACUGUCAGCCAAUAGGACGACAGGAAACGCCAGGGGACCGUCAGCCAAUAGGACGACAAGAAACGCCAGAGGACCGUCAGCCAAUAGGACGACAGGGAGAACGUGAAGAGGCGGGGCUACAAACAAACGUCACCUCUCUGUCUGAUACAGAGGAUCCUGGGACUUGUAGUCCUGAAGUCUUGCUGCAGCAGACUGUGGACAGACUGAAGACAAAGAUGAACGGGAUGAAACACAGAAACACAGGUGAGAGCGUGAGGGCGGAGCUAACGGUGGCAGCGGAGCAGGUAGGGGAGGCGGUGUCCUGCCUGGUGGACGCUGUGAGGACAAACUGAGCAGGCGUGGCUCAUAGAAAA
Poecilia reticulata (guppy) is the source of this 2761-nucleotide messenger RNA. RefSeq names its product dystrotelin (gene dytn). The record is from RefSeq and is a predicted model, not a curated record. NCBI's taxonomy places the organism in Eukaryota, Metazoa, Chordata, Actinopteri, Cyprinodontiformes, Poeciliidae. Gene Ontology annotation, biological process: synaptic signaling. Gene Ontology annotation, cellular component: plasma membrane. Gene Ontology annotation, molecular function: zinc ion binding.